This is a messenger RNA of Rhodofomes roseus, 2823 nucleotides long. RefSeq lists its product as uncharacterized. The record is from RefSeq and is a predicted model, not a curated record. The transcript is spliced from 2 exons. Lineage: Eukaryota; Fungi; Basidiomycota; Agaricomycetes; Polyporales; Fomitopsidaceae. Bases 170 to 2695 code for a protein of 841 amino acids. Gene Ontology annotation, molecular function: protein binding.
CGAAGCUCCAGAACGGGCGUGCACGGUGGCCAACGUCUGCUCGCUGCUCGUCGGCCCUUGUCUUCCUCGUACAUGCUUGAACGCAACCCGCCAGCUUCAUAGCACAUAUCUUCUGGCAUCACUCAGGGCGGGUUGAGGGAGGCCACUCUUCACGUCAACCCGACUGUCGAUGCCCUGGAGAGUUGGCCAGGUAUACGGGCACCUCAAACGAACGGCGUUACUCCACGCAUCUGCGCCUCGAACUGUCGUAUGCAGGUCAUUCCUGGUCGUCCAGUCGUUCCACCAGUCUAUCGCAUGGAAAUGGCCCGCAGCUGCAGCUGCUCUGAGUGUACGGACUUCCUCUCUUGGUCACACACGGAGCACCGAGGACGUCGAGAGCUUGACGGGCGAACCCAUGGUGGACGGAGGAGUACGCGUGCUACCAAGCAACCCUCGGGAUCCGAAAGCGAAACGUGGUCGGGGUGCCGGUGGUGGGGGUUCCAAGGAUCAUCCCCUCGGGGCUGCCAUAGACAGCAUGUUCGACUCCCUAUCCAGAACAGGCAGUCUAUCCGACGCACAGGAGGGCAGCAAAUGGACAGAGCUGCGGGAACAUCUGGGCUACUGGUUCCGAGCCAGGGAUCUCGCAGAGCAGAUGGUGGAUUCGCCCAAGCCGCACCGCGCCCUUCAAGUGCUCAUCCUGUCCCAUUUCCUCGGCUGCAAGCUCCAACAAAACGUAUACGAAUGUGUGGCGCAUCGACUAGCCAGUGCAAGACAGUGGUUGCUAGUCACUUCCUUUGUCGAGUCGGCUCGCCGUCAGUCUGGUCAGACGACAGUCCGAUUGCUCAAUUUGCGAGCCCGCGCUCUUGUCAACAUGCAAGACUUCGCUGCCCUCGAUCGUGUCCUGGACGUUUUCGAGCAGGAACAAGUGUGCCCGAACCGCAGAACUUUCCAUAUACUCGUUUCGGGCCACCUUCGCAAUCGCGAUCUCGCCCGCGCGAAGCGGUGCCUUGCGAUCAUGGCAGAGGCCGGAAUAGAAGCCGAUGCGUCCACCCAUGCACUCAUCAUUUCCUCUUACCGUCAAUUCGGUCUUGCCCACUCCGUGAAGACGAAGGCGCUGCACGUGUUACACGAAAGCGACGAUCGCUCUGCCACCAAUAUCAUCAACAGUCUUGUUCAGCAGACCCUAGACAGGGACGACGUCCAGGGUGCUCUGGACUAUCUCGCCUUGUUCGAGCCCAACCCCACGUCCCCUGCCAACGAUGGUGGUUCCAUCCACCGAGACGGAGACACGGCGUCUAUGCAGUCGGCGCGGCCCAGGACCCUGCCCCCUCCUCAGGACGCGUACACCUUCACGAUUCUCAUCAACCAUUUGGCCAAGCAGGCUGAUCUUCCUCGUGCUCUCCGGCUACUCGACGGCAUGCGGGAGGCUGGUGUACAGCCGGAUAGUAGCACCGCUGCUGCUCUCGUUCGCGCUCAUUUUGCUGCUGGGCAGGCUCCCGCCGCUAUUCGCAUAGUCGCAGAUAUGUGCCAGGGGGUGCGCAUCCGAGAAGCAUGGUUUCGGCAGCUUGGACUAACCGCUAGUGGGAACGACGGGCCGUCCUUGCUGCCUGCUGGUAUCCCUCCCGCGGUGGAAGUCUUCAAUGCGUUAAGCCGAGGGGUUCUGACAACGCACGGGAUUAACGGCAUGCGUUUUGUCCUGCGCAUGAUGCAGUUGUGCGAUGUCAUGCCGGACGAGACCACGGCUCAUAUCCUGUUAUUACACCUUGACAAGGUCGAGGGUGCGUCGCCCCGGGACAUCAUGCGACAAUUGCGACGCCUCCUCUCUCACCAGAUGAUACCGACAAUCCAACAUCUGAACGUCAUCUUGCAUUCCAUCCUGCGUCGCGAAGACAGCCUGCGUCGUCACCUGGAUCAUAACCCAUCCCCACAGUUUCCAACAUCAUUUGAAGACGACGAGACGGGUUCAUCCGCGUGGGACAGGAUCUCAGGGACUGAGGAGUCAUUUGACCCUGCGGCAGGUCUGAAACUGCCCGAACGAUCCUCCUACCGCAGACAGAUGCAACCCAUCCUGCAGUCCCUGGAGGAGCGCGGGGUGCGCAGCGAUAGGGCGACGUAUGCGCUCAGGAUUAGACACGACGCCGUCAUUAAGCGCGAUAUGGAAAUGGCGAAGCAAUCAUUCCAGGCAAUGAUCAACCGUGGCUUGCAUCCGAACGUAUACCACUUCGCGGCACUCAUGGAGGGUUACGCAGUCGUCGGAGACGUAGAUGGCGCGGUGGCAGUCAUGGAUUCGGCACUCAAGGAAGGCAUUCGGCCGAGCGUCAAGCUAUACACCAUCCUCAUCACCGCCUGCGUCCAACAAAAGAACGCGGAGCGUGCCCUCCGGAUAUUCCAGAACAUGCUUGCUGCGGACCUUCAGCCCGAUGCCAUUGCCCUGCACGCGUUGGCGCAGUCAUUCAUUGCCGCGCGAGGGAAAGCGGCGGCGCGACGUAUCUUGCUAGAGCUAUGGCCGACGAUGGGCGAGCUCCAGCAGGACUUGCAUGCUGCUCCGAUGGUGCGUCUUAUGGAUACCCUGGCGUCGCUCGGCGCAAAAGAGAGCAAGAACAAGGCCAACAAGCCACUCAGCGGGCGGAAGGCGCGGCUGCUGAGGUGGAAGGUGAACAGACUAGUGCGGGUGAUCACAGGAGGUCCUCGUCGUCAGUCUGGGGAUGGGUCAUAAGUCUAGUUCGCGUCCUGUAUUGUUACGCCGUUCCAAUGAGAGUUGCGAGGCUUGAGCUUGAACGUUUGACCUCAAUCCGAGGCGCUUUCAAUCCUCUCUCCGAGUCGCGCGCCCCCUGCAUGCAGUAC